Messenger RNA from Leptinotarsa decemlineata (Colorado potato beetle), 5281 nucleotides. It is a transcript of the gene Crag, whose product is annotated as DENN domain-containing protein Crag. NCBI's taxonomy places the organism in Eukaryota, Metazoa, Arthropoda, Insecta, Coleoptera, Chrysomelidae. Gene Ontology annotation, molecular function: protein binding. Gene Ontology annotation, cellular component: cytoplasmic vesicle. The record is from RefSeq and is a predicted model, not a curated record. Gene Ontology annotation, biological process: regulation of Rab protein signal transduction.
UUGGAACAUGUCCAUUUGUCAAUGUCAACAUUGUCAAAUUCCGAUGAAAGUGAAAAUAAAUGAUAUGUAACUGGAUUGAUAAAUUAAUUUAUAUUAUCAGUCAAGAAAGACUCAUAAGUAAAUAUGAAAGUCAAUUUAAGAUAAUCUGUUUUGUUCUCUACGUUUGUUUAGUUUGCCACAGUCAUAAUCAACACGCAAGUUGCGAUGAGUCAUCACCGAUGAAAGUGACAGAGACAAACAUCCGUUCUAGUAAACAAUUAUUUACCCAGAAAGUAAAUAAAAAUAUACAAAGCGUAGGUGCCUUAUAUUCAUAUUUCAGGUGUUAGAUACUUGAAGUCCAUUCAAAUGGACGAGAGGAGAGUUGCAGAUUAUUUUGUUGUUGCUGGUCUACCAGAUGAUCCAGAACCUCUGGAUGAGACUACUCUUUCGGAAGGAGGCAAUCUCAAAGCUAGCCAUGGACAGCCUCCUAUUACAGAUAUUAGUGUUAUAUUCCCAGCUUUGGGGGAGACUAAGCCAGACGAUUACGAGGUCAUUACAAGGACUCCCUCAGGGUUGACUGCUGACCUAAACCAUGGGAGUUUACGCACCAAUGAAUGUUUUCUGUGCAUCAGGAGAGGAAGAGAUAAACCCCCUUUGGUUGAUAUCGGUGUUAUGUAUGAAGGCAAAGAAAGACUCAUGGAAGACGCAGGAGUUGUUAAAGAAAGUGUUGGCGGUAACGUGGCUAAUGUAAAUAACUCCACAUCACAAACUUUCAUCACAUACAGAAGAGGGCUAGCUUCCAUGCCUUGUAAUGCUUUGGUCGUGACAGACGUUUGUGUUGUAAUAGCUAGUAAGAGUGAAUCUCCUCCUCACGCUUUCUGCUGUAUAAACAAAAAUCUCAACAAAGGAAUUGUUGGCAGUGAUGUUUUUCUAUGCUAUAAAAAGUCUAUGAAUCGAGCCAAGCUGCUCACUUACAAACCUGCAGUUCUUUCAAGGUAUCCAACAAAAGAUCUAGCAGACUUUCCCUUUCCAAAUUCAGUGCCUUUAUUCUGCUUACCGAUGGGUGCCACUCUAGAGCUAUGGCCACAAGAAGCAACCCAACCCAAACCUGUCUUCAGCACUUUCGUUCUGACUGUUUCAGAUGCAAAACAUAAAGUAUAUGGAUCUGCUGUUACUUUCUACGAAAAAAUUUCUGAAGAGGAGCUCUCACCUAAACAAAAAGAACUUCUCAAAUUAUCCGAGGGCUCUGAUUUUGCACUACACGUUAAUAAAAGUAUUUGUGUUCUGUCACACUGGCCGUUCUCUGAUGAUUUCCAAACCUGGUUGAGGUGGUUGCAUAAUAUAGGUACAAACGGAAAACCUCAACCAAUUCCUGUCGAACGUUACAUAACGCAACUGUUGGAUGAAGUUCCAUUCCCGUCCCCCAGAAUAUUGCUACAGAUGUCGCCCAACCUUAACACCGACACAGUCAUUUUGACGCAGCCUGAAGAUUUGCCAUUGCCUAGAAGCGCAGCUAGUUUCAAACAACUGCUCAUCAACUUGGGCCCGGAAAAUUGCCUGCAAGUUUUAUUGCUGAUGUUAACGGAACAGAAAGUGUUGAUACACUCUUUGAGACCUGAUACGUUGACGUCGGUAGCUGAAGCUGUUUCGACAAUGUUGUUCCCAUUCAAGUGGCAGUGUCCUUACAUUCCUCUUUGCCCUCUCGGUCUAGUCGAAGUUCUACAUGCACCGCUACCAUUUCUAAUUGGGGUAGACUCGAGGUAUUUUGAUUUAUAUGAUCCGCCACCUGAUGUAAGCUGCAUCGAUCUGGAUACCAAUAUAAUAACGAUAGCUGAAACCCAAAGACAAACUCUGAACUUCAAGUUACUUCCUAAAAGAGCAGCAAAAAUUCUAAAAUCGACGCUAGACUAUCUUUAUUAUCAGUUGAGGAACAAUACUUCUGUAGCCUCAGAUACUGUCAAUCAGGAUGACAUAGAGCUGGAGUUCCAAAGAAGAAAGAAAGAGCAAGCUCAAGAACUGGAAAUUCAAGAGGCUUUUCUCAAAUUUAUGGCCAUGGCACUGAAAGGCUAUCGUUCGUAUCUUCUGCCAAUAACUAAGGCUCCGACAGUUGGAACGACGGAUCCUCAGGCGUUAUUCCAACUGAAUGACUUCCUGAGAAGUAGGGAUAAGACUCACCACAAGUUCUUCACUUUAUUGAUGAGAACUCAGAUGUUCAUCAGAUUCAUUGAAGAAAGAAGCUUCGUAGCAGAUGGUGAUCAAGGUUUGGCCUUUUUCGACGACUGCAUGGAGAAAAUCGGAAAUGAAGAGGGGCCUAUGUUAAGACUGAUAGAAUUGGAUUUGAUGCAUAAGAGUGAUAGGACAGUAUUCGUUCUGCCUCCAGAGCCAACUGCGCCUGGUAUAUUGAUAAAAAAAGUUUAUUUGUAUAUUUUCGAAACGAAAACUUUUUUUUCAGGUGAAUUUUGUGAAUAUACCCGUUUCAACUUAAACCCUGAACUGCUCAUCACCUUUGGCAAAAAGAAGAACCCCCUUUCUUCUUUGAUGCAAUCUGUUAUUCCUGGGUCUCCCAUGGCAAGAAGAACAAAACAGGAGAUAAAAUUUGCUCAAAAAUUAGCCAGAAAAUCUUUGCGGUCACCAGAUUCAUGGGCUAGAUGUUUGUGCGGAACGUGUCACACCCUCUACUUCAUGAUCCUUCCCAGUAUGCUUCACCUCAACGUGGGCAAAGAAAAAGCCAUCUUGCAACAAUCUUACGAGCUUCUUGUUAGAGCUACAAAGCUACGGUUAGCUUGUGACGAAGUUUGCUACAGACUGAUGAUGCAAUUGUGUGGAGAACACUCCAGGCCGCUACUUGCCGUGAAACUUCUAGUUUUGAUGAAAAAAUUCGGUAUCCAGCCGAACGCUCUUACAUAUGGGUUGUAUAACCGAUGUGUUUUGGAAGCUGAAUGGCCAGCUUAUUCAGGUACCAGCCAGCUCUUAUGGAAUAAAUUGAGGAACGUAGUCAUUGGAGCUGCUCACUUCAAAUGGGCUGCUAGGAAGAGAGCUGCACGAACGCUGUCAGCUUCAACUGAGGGGGGUAGCAGCUUGCUAGAUCAAACAGAUCGGGCGAUAUCACGCUCCUCGCUAGAUUCACACGAAGCAAUAAAAGAAGACAGUGCUUAUUUAUUACGAAGAGGCACAAGCAUCAUAAAAGGCAGCUUGAACGGUUUGGAAGAGGUGGACGGUUUGGAAGCUAAAGAAAAUGAAAUCUGUGAUAAAGAACCUGUUACCCAUGACGAAGGUCAAAUUGAAAAGAAAUUCCUUACACCAGAUAGCCCGUCAGAGUAUAGGUUGCUGUCAAGAUCCGAGAGCGCUGCUGACGCGAAUCUUAUCGACCAAAUUCAGAUCGGCAACAAAAAGAACUGUUCUAAAGCUCUUCAGUUCAGCAACAGGGAACCCACGGAAAUUGUUGAGAAUGGAAAGAACUCUCCAUCAAAAGUUUCCCCUCGGGAAGUAGUGACCGAAAACGAUCCUUUGGGGGCAUUUGUCGAGCAGCCUCCAGAAGAAACGCCUGCUUCACCAAAUGAUCUGAACUUUGAUUCUCGAAUCAAAAAUGACAUGACAGUCGAACCUGUCCUGUUCAGAUCAACCGUCCAGAGGUCGGCUACUUUUGAAGGCAGUCCUCCAGCUCAGAACAAAUUGCAUCGAUCGGAAACGGUCCCAGCUUCAACGGUAGCUUCGAGUUUAGCUAAUUUAGGGACGAGUUUGAAACUGGGUUUCAGCCGCUAUUCACCAUCACGCCUCUCCCUUCGCAAAGCCGACCUGAAAGUACCCCAGCAGUUCCUUGAGAAUGCCAUUAACAACUUCAGUCCAAGUAGUUUAACUAGUAAAAAAUCCAACGAACUAAUACAAGGUGGUCUCAGUUCGAUAAAAUCCGCCGCGACGUCGAUGGUCAAGCGGAUGGAGGAGAUCAAGGAGGCCAUAUCGACGUCGGCCAAUUCGACGCCUGUCAAAGUCUCGGUGGGGGGUGAUCGACUGGCGGCGGGCGACGCCCCGGAAUGCGCCGAAUGCGAAUCUAAUGAAGGCAGCGAUUGUGGUGACAGGCACAGGAAAAUAUCUGCGGAACUGAGCAGCUACAGGGGUAGUUGCACGAAUUUGAAAGACUACGACGAGCCGCUGCCCGAGAGCCUGUUUCCAAUGCCGAAGGAAGACAGAACUGACACCGAACUGGACAUCACCUUAACGACAUGUUCUCAAUGUCACAACUGCUCAUGCCUACUAUACGACGAAGACAUAAUGGCCAACUGGUCACCAGAAGACUCGAAUCUGAACACCCUUUGCCAAGCCUGUGGAAAGUCGACGGUACCUUUUCUAACUGUUGCAAUAACGGGGCCAGACAUCAAGCCGUGCGAUCCCUUCAGCAUACCGUACUUAAACCCGCUCGUAUUGAGGAAGGAACUGGAGAACAUCCUCGCUCAAGAAGGAGAUUUGAGUCUCGCCGAUUCCAAGUUCCUUGAUGAUCACCCCAUCAUCUAUUGGAACUUGGUGUGGGUGUUUGAGAGGAUCAAUGUUCAAACGCACCUCCCGAACCUGUAUUUGAGGAACAAAGCGGACAGCGGUAGUACGGGGAGUAACAAAAAAUUGGACGACUCUUCUGUUGAUUGUGGAAUCGAUAACGGAGGGGUUAAUUUGAUGAAACCUGUGGAAGAAGGGACUGAUCCUCUCACGCAAGAACUCACGACUUUAGCCCAAUUGGCAGCUCAAGUGAGAAUUCGAUGCCUCUGGGACGAACCUGGUCUCCAUUUGGAAGGCCCACCUAUGUAUACGCUAUGGAAAAUGAGGGACACUAUACAAAUGAAUUCGAGUGGUAGGAACACGAAAACGUUUAUGCAACAAGUCAUAAACUAUAUUCGUGUUAGCGAUUUGGCCGAACCAGUCCGAACUUUGGCUAGUGAAAGAAAGAACGAAGACUUGAACAAUAAGUGCAACUCGAUCUACAGGGAUAUUUUAUUUUUAGCUUGCAAAGCUUUGGGUAGGGCGCAGAUAGACAUAAACGCCUUCGAUAAGGAAUACGCGACCGCCUAUUCUAGAAUUGCAGAGCGACAAAUCGAACUCUUUCCCCAGGAUAAGCCUGUUAGUUUAUCUGCCUUAUAUUGUCGACAGUACUUCAGGCCUCUCACUUUACCUUGAGUUCUGUGAUGUGGUUUUUGUUGAGGUUUGUGGUCUUGGUUUUUUGAUCAAUUAUUCCAGAGAAGUGAGGGGAUUUGUUUAAGUUUUUACGUUAAUUUAAGUUAUUUAAGAUGUAAAAUAAAUCUGUUAAUUUGUGAAA